This is a messenger RNA of Rattus rattus (black rat), 1188 nucleotides long. It is a transcript of the gene Catsper3, whose product is annotated as cation channel sperm associated 3. Bases 1 to 1188 code for a protein of 395 amino acids. Gene Ontology annotation, biological process: monoatomic ion transport; transmembrane transport. Gene Ontology annotation, cellular component: membrane. The transcript is spliced from 8 exons. Gene Ontology annotation, molecular function: monoatomic ion channel activity. NCBI's taxonomy places the organism in Eukaryota, Metazoa, Chordata, Mammalia, Rodentia, Muridae. The record is from RefSeq and is a predicted model, not a curated record.
AUGUCUCAAUAUUUUCGCCACAACCCCGUAAGAGUCAAGUCCAGUUCACUGUUUGGUACAGCGUCGGUCGCACUGCAUGCAAAGCUCAGCCAAUAUAGGAGAAGGGAUAAGCAUUGCCAGGCUUUCUUCAGGAAGGUUACGAAGAGCACUUUGUUCCAGAUCCUGAUGAUCACCACGGUCACCGCCAACUCCUUCCUAUUGGUCUUGGGGACGAACUAUAACAUCCACUUCCGGAUGUUUAGAGUCUUUGAGAUCUCAGAGCUUUUCUUUGUCUCCAUCUAUGCCUGUGAGUUCCUCAUGAAGGUCUACGUGGACCCCAUUACAUAUUGGAAGGAUGGCUAUAACAUACUGGAUGUGGUCAUUCUGGUUAUCAUUACAAUACCGUACUUUCUGCGCAAAAUCAAGGGAAAUCAUUUUGAAUACCUCCACUUUGCUGACGGCAUCCAGUCUCUACGGGUCCUGAAGCUUAUCUCCUACAGCAGGGGCAUCAGGACGCUCAUCAUUGCUGUGGGGGAGACCGUCUACACUGUGGCCUCUGUGCUGACGCUGCUCUUCCUCCUCAUGUUUGUGUUUGCGAUCCUGGGAUUCUGCCUGUUUGGCAAUGCGGAUAGAGGCGACCUGACUAACUGGGGGAACCUGGCUGCAGCGUUCUUCACUCUCUUCAGUUUGGCCACGGUUGAUGGCUGGACAAACCUACAGGAGGAACUGGAUAAGCGGAAGUUUACUGUGAGCCGGGCGUUUACCAUCCUCUUCAUCCUGCUUGCCUCCUUCAUCUUCCUCAACAUGUUUGUUGGUGUGAUGAUCAUGCACACGGAGGACUCCAUCAAAAAGUUCGAGCGGGACAUGACAUUGGAGAGGAACUUGGCACUUAUGGAGGAGAAGCAAAUGAUUCUGAGACGCCAGCAAGAAGAGGUCAACAGGCUGAUGAACACACAGAAAGUAGGUAGCAAGAGCUUUGUUGAGAUGGUAGACGGUUUCAAGAGGACCCUGCGGCACACAGACCCCAUGGUUCUGGAUGAAUUCUGCACUAGCCUCUCCUUCAUCGAUAUCUACUUGGAUACCCUGGACAACCAGGACAUUAUUGUCAACAAGCUUCAGGAACUCUACUAUGAGAUUGCAAACGUGCUGAAUCUGAUGCUUGAAGACAUGCCCCCCCGAGAGAAGUCAUCCAGUACCCUGGAAAGCUAG